AUGUCUGGAGGUGUUAAGAGAAAACUGGACAAUCAGUCAAUAGAGAAAAAGUAUGAAAUCAUACUGCAGCUAGAAAAAGGAACAAAACCGGCAGACCUUAGUUGUCAGCAUGGCAUUCCAGCAAACACCAUUUCAGGAUGGAAAAAGAAGGCCGACAUGAUAAAGCAAAUGUACGAGAAGUCUGUCUUUGAUCCAGCAAGAAAAAAACUUAGAGUGGCUGAGCACAAAGAUGUCGACGAUGCACUGUUUCAAUGGUUCACAAAUACGCGAGCAACAAACCUUCCCGUCAAUGGUCCCUUGCUGAUGGAGAAGGCGGACAUCAUUGCUGCAAAGCUAGGACACCCUGACUUUAAAGCAAGUCAGGGGUGGCUGGAUCAUUUCAAAAAGAGGCACAACAUUGUCUUCAAAGCAAUUUGUGGAGAGAGCGCUGCGGUUCAACAGGAACAAGUGGAUUCAUGGCUGAAGACUCAAAUGCGCACAAUUUUGGAUACCUAUGAGACUCGGAACAUUUUUAAUGCUGAUGAAACUGGGCUUACAGUGCUAGUUCCUGCUAACAUGGAUGGAAGCCAAAAACUCCCGCUCUACGUUAUAGGAAAGUCCAAGAAUCCCAGAUGCUUUAAGCAGACCAAAGUUCUCCAAUGUGAUUACGAUGGCCAGCCAAGCGCCUGGAUCACAGGAGAUCUAUUCAGUGCAUGGGUGAAAAAAGUGGGACAGGAAGUUCCAAGCAGAGAAAAGGAAGGUGGCACUGAUCGUGGACAACUGUAG
Mauremys reevesii (Reeves's turtle) is the source of this 765-nucleotide messenger RNA. RefSeq names its product tigger transposable element-derived protein 4-like. The transcript has 2 exons. The record is from RefSeq and is a predicted model, not a curated record. Lineage: Eukaryota; Metazoa; Chordata; Testudines; Geoemydidae. Bases 1 to 765 code for a protein of 254 amino acids. Gene Ontology annotation, molecular function: DNA binding. Gene Ontology annotation, cellular component: nucleus.